Messenger RNA from Leptonychotes weddellii (Weddell seal), 1467 nucleotides. NCBI's taxonomy places the organism in Eukaryota, Metazoa, Chordata, Mammalia, Carnivora, Phocidae. The record is from RefSeq and is a predicted model, not a curated record.
GCCCCGGACAUCCGUGUUACCAGUCUUGUUGUGACCAUCUCAAGGAUAAUCACUGAUCUUGCCUAAAGAACUGAGGAAGAGUGCCUGCGAAAGUUCUGUGGUUGCUGCAUUUUGGGCUUUGGGAUCUAUCUCCUGAUCCACAACAAUCUCAACCUGCUCCCCUCCCUCACACUGGGCAAUGUGCUUAUCAUCGUGGGCUCCAUUAUCAUGGUGGUUGCCUUUCUGGGCUGCAUGGGCUCCAUCAAGGAGAACAAGUGCCUGCUUAUGUCGUUCUUUAUCCUGCUGCUGAUUAUCCUCCUUGCUGAGGUGACCUUGGCCAUCCUGCUCUUCGUGUAUGAACAGAAGUUGAAUAAUUAUGUGUCUGAGAGCCUGACUGACAGCAUUCAGCGAUACCACACGGACAACAGCACCAAGGCAGCAUGGGAUUCCAUCCAGUCAUUUCUGCAAUGUUGUGGUGUAAAUGGCACGAGUGAUUGGGCCGGUCACCCACCAGCAUCUUGCCCCUCGGGUCCACAAGUUCAGGGUUGCUAUGCAAAAGCAAAACUGUGGUUUCACUCCAACUUCCUGCACAUUGGAAUCAUCACCAUCUGUGUUUGUGUGAUCCAGGUGUUGGGGAUGUCCUUUGCGCUGACCUUGAACUGCCAGAUUGAUAAAACCAGCCAGGCCCUAGGGCUGUGACAUGAUACUGCCUUGUGCUGGAGAGGCUUAUUUCAUCUCUGGAAAGCCAAAAUCAGUUAUUAGCAUGAAGUCCUAAAUGAUCACCUCUUGGCCUGGUGUCUUUGUCCCUCUCUCAUCUUUUCCCUGUUUUGUCCCUGUAUCAUAGAACCAGAAAAGAGGGUAUUAGCCAGGCAUUUCCCAUCUCAGGCACCAGAACAAUGAUUCACCCACUCAUGGGACAGCUAUGUCCCUCAAGGAGGUGACACUAAUAUCUGAGCAUUUUUUGGACAUGAGAAGCCAAGAGAACCUGCAGCACUAAUGGUUCAAGGUCAAAGGAUGGGUCUGGGACUUGAAUUUUUGCAUCUUCUUAUUGUCAAAUAAGGCUCUAGCCUCUAAAUCAUGCCCAAUCCACUCUCCAAAGCCAAACAAAAGACAAGCUGAAGGGAGCUCUGGGGCCAGACUCAUUGUCACAACCCUCUGCUUCCUUUUGGCUGGGCCUGGUCCUUGACUACAGGAAUGACAGAGUACUUUCUCCAAAGGGUAAGGUUUCUUGCAACUUCCUUAUUAAAGGGCCUCAUUGAUUUAUUCUGUCUUUCCAGAAGAAACUGUCCAGUGAUUCAUAUCCUGACUUCAGCCAAUCUCUUAGCCUUUGAGUUACAUAGCUAUGGAAGAACUCAGCAGAACCAGUAUCUCUGGUGGUUUAGCUAAUAAUCACAUUUGUAAGAGUUUUGGUGUUAUUUUUCUAUCAAAUAAGGAUUUGUUAAUGUACUAUUUUAUCUCUUCAAUAAAUAAAAUAGCUUAUGAUCUCAA